CAACGUCGAUUCGAUAAAAAGAGGCAACGAAGUAAUCAGAAUCGUCAUGACGCAGAAACGAGGCGUGGAAGAAGGGGAACAGUUGGGAGGAUCAGUCGAAGAAGAGGGAAAACGUGCACGAAUGGAGGAUGAUGAUGAAGAUAAGGUGAAUCGUGAGCGACGUAAGAUUGAAAUCAAGUUCAUUGAAGAUAAGAGUCGUCGUCAUAUUACAUUUUCGAAGCGAAAGGCCGGAAUUAUGAAAAAGGCAUAUGAAUUAUCAGUUCUCACAGGGACACAAGUUUUAUUACUUGUUGUAUCAGAAACGGGUCUUGUUUAUACGUUUACAACACCUAAACUUCAGCCCUUAGUAACGAAAGCUGAGGGAAAAAAUUUAAUACAAGCAUGUUUAAAUGCACAAGAUUCAAACACUGGAAUUCAGGAUGAAGCAGAACCUAAUCUUAUUAAUGGACCGACAAAUAUUGGUACAACAAAUCUUCAAUCAUAUCCUCCGCCUCCUCCUUCAAUGAGAGCACUUUAUUUUAAUCCGGAUCAAGCUGCUGUUUAUCAGCAGUAUAUGCAACAACCUCCAUAUAUGCAACCUGGGCGUAUGCUAACUCAGCCGCCUCCACCUCAACAUCAUUUACCUCAUCUUGUGCCCAUGGGAGGACACUUACCUCAUCAUAUGAAUGACGUACAUAUUCGAGUUGAUAAAUAGUCAUACAACAGUUUUGCAAAUAAAAGAUCGAAUAACAGUAUCUUG
Messenger RNA from Pneumocystis carinii B80, 739 nucleotides. RefSeq lists its product as hypothetical. Gene Ontology annotation, molecular function: RNA polymerase II cis-regulatory region sequence-specific DNA binding; protein dimerization activity; DNA-binding transcription factor activity, RNA polymerase II-specific. Gene Ontology annotation, biological process: positive regulation of transcription by RNA polymerase II. The transcript has 4 exons. NCBI's taxonomy places the organism in Eukaryota, Fungi, Ascomycota, Pneumocystomycetes, Pneumocystales, Pneumocystaceae. The record is from RefSeq and is a predicted model, not a curated record. The coding region runs from base 47 to 694 and encodes 215 amino acids.